AUGGACGGCAGCCGAUCGUACAAUGGCACCUACGGGGAGAAUGGCGCUCUGCAGGACUGGCAGCGGAAUGCGGAGAGGACUUUGGAGAGGACGGUGGAUCCCGCGCAGAGGUCGAGGCCCGCCGUGCAAGGCACAAUACGUGCUGUGACACCGGAGCCUGUAGAUCAUGGGCUAGGUGCUUCCUAUGGCACUGAGAGUUCAGUAAUACACUCAUCGCCGCGCUCUAUAAAAGGGGGCGAGAAACCCAGGGAUCGACGACAAGGGCUCGUCUUUGAGGAUUCAUACAGCACCGACUCUCUGGAAGGAGCGCCGACUCGGUCUCGCUCUGGUCCGCCUGUGAGCAUGCGCCCCAGAACUCGUACUAUGGACAACGAAACUCACCGCCAGAGACCAACAUCCAAUACUGUGUCGAAGAGCCGGCACCGUAUAGGCUCGGUACAUUCAACAGCUUCCUCCUCGUUCCACGAUGUACUACCCCAAACUUCUCUGGACACAUCAACCUCCCUCGGCUACCCCUCUAUCACACGACCGCCGCCCUCACAACUCCAGAAGUCUAAUUCUGUGAAAGGAGGCCGAAGGCUUGUCAAACGAUCGUCCCGGCCUACUUCACCAAUAUCAACAAUGAGCAGCGAUGUUCCAUCAGUCGAUUCUCUUCCAUUUCCGGUAGCCACGGGAGAUGCCAACAAAAUAUUAAUGUUAAUGAAAUCUUUAUGUGGACGAAUGAAAGGUCAGGUUGAGUACCAGACCGUGGAACACGGCCCUUGGUAUCCGGGGAUAUGUUAUAUUGACGACGUGAAAGGGGCUCUGAUGCACGAGGGUGACGAUAGAGGACCGUUCCAUGUCAUUGUUAUAUCAGAUCUCCGGGGAUGCCGAGUGAAGCCUAUAAACUCAACGGAGAGACAAGUGAAGUGUCUUGAGUUAUCAAAUAGAGCGCAAGGUAUUGAAAUACAUCUUUUGCCAACGGUACAGGCUGAAUUUGACCUCUGGUUGGCGGCUUUACUAUGUUGGCAACAAAUACGAACCGGAACACUCCAAGGCAGUCCUCCCAGGUCAACAGGCGGGGCUUUGUCAGAACGAAAACCAGGCAUCCAAAGACGAGAUUCGAGCUUUAACUCCCUCACAGGUUCUAAAGGUGCCAAUAUCAUCAAAGUUGCGAAGUUACUUCUGUGGGAUAAAGGAGCACCCGCAUCUCCAAGUGCUAUCGUACGGCGGCCUUCAACAAGAGACCUGCGCGGCUCGUCCCGAUCAAGUUGGCGGAGAGUAUCGUGCAUCCUGCAAGACAAUGGAGAAUUCAAGCUUUUGACAGAGAAUGACAUAACCUUACUAUCAGUCAUCCAGCUAUCACAACUAUCUCGGUGUGCUAUCCAACGACUGGAUAGAUCGGUUUUAGAGGAGGAAUACUGUAUAGCCAUUUUCCCACAGUAUACUCCUACGUCAACACAGCUGUCUAUCUUCCGACCAGUGUAUAUUGCUCUGGAGUCACGACUCACUCAUGAAGUGUGGUUCUGCCUUUUACGAGCCUUCGCGAUUCCAGAAAUAUAUGGGCCACAAUCACUCAACGGCGAGCAGUACGAUGAUUUAAGCGUUCCACAGCCUCCGCCUCCGACAAACGACAUGUUCCGCAUCGAGAAGUCCAUAAGUCUACGGCUUGUCGAAGCCAAGAUUCGCAGACCGGUUGUGAAGCCGGAUUCUUUUUCACUUGGUAGAUCUCCAAGGCUGGAACAACAAGACCCCUCAGCGGGAGACUACUUUGCUGAGGUUGUUUUGGACGGCGAGAUCCGUGCAAGGACAACCACGAAGACAGAGACGAAGAAUCCUUUCUGGAGAGAAGAUUGCGAAUUUCUGGAUUUGCCAGCACAUCUACCAAGGCUAUCAAUUGUACUGAAGCAAGUCGAACAUCCAGCUGUUGCGACUCAUGGCUUUCUAUCCUCAUCGAGCAUUCACUCACCGACCACCCAACCUGCUGAGGUACAUUGCGGGAUGGUUGAACUUUCGAUCGACAAGCUUGACCGUGGCAAAGACAGUGAAGCCUGGUACCCGAUACUCGACGAUCAACAAGAGCAGAUUGGCGAGAUCUUCUUGAGGAUACGGCACGAUGAAUUGGUCGUCCUCCUCGCCAAAGACUACCAACCAAUUUCGGAACUAUUGCAUAAUUUUGGAAGUGGACUGACACUGCAAAUCGCCCAAGUCAUUCCUACCAACUUGAAAGCGCUGUCGGAAGUGUUGAUGAAUAUUUUUCAAGUUUCUGGACAUGCUGCGGAGUGGCUGACUGCUCUGGUCGAGGAUGAGAUUGAUGGUGUUGGGAAAGAAACUCCGGUACGACGUCUGAGGUGGAGUAGAAGGAUAGGAUCAAACGAAUCCUUCCACUCCGUGAGCGAUCGAGAACAGUCUGUCCGAGAUAUGGGGAAGUCUCUUCAAGGCGAGGCCAAUCUUCUCUUUCGUGGCAAUUCUCUACUCACGCAAGCCUUGGAUUUCCACAUGCGACGUCUUGGAAAGGAAUACCUGGACGAUGUCCUGUCAGAGAAAAUCAUCGAGAUCAAUUCUCUCAAUCCCGACUGCGAGGUUGAUCCGUCUCGGAUAUCAAAUACUGAAGAUGUCAGCAAAAACUGGAACCUACUCAUAUCUUUGACCACGGAUGUCUGGGACAGCAUUUCUGGUUCUGCAACUCGUUGUCCACCAGAGUUGCGUCAAAUCCUGAAGUACAUACGGGCAGUUGCUGAAGAUCGAUAUGGAGACUUUCUGCGUACUGUUGCCUAUACCAGCGUCUCUGGGUUUUUGUUUCUACGGUUCUUCUGUCCUGCUCUCCUCAACCCCAAGCUCUUCGGACUGCUACGGGAUCAUCCCCAACCAAAAGCGCAACGGACUCUAACAUUGAUCGCUAAGAGUUUGCAAGCUUUAGCUAAUCUCUCGAACUUCGGCCAGAAGGAGGCAUGGAUGGAGCCGAUGAACCGAUUCUUGACAGGCCAUCGACAAGGAGUCAAGGAUUUCAUCGAUUCUGUCUGUGCCAUUCCCGCAGAGAGGAACUCUUUCGCCCUUCCCGCAUCCUACUCCACGCCAAUUACUAUCCUCGCUCGUCUCCCUCCCACCUCACGAGAAGGCUUCCCGUCUCUCCCGUAUCUGAUAGACCACGCGAGAAACUUUGCUGCCCUGGUCAAACUCUGGCUCGAGGCAACCGCCCAUUAUAUGGAGCAACAGAGUCUCGAAGGCGAGCUCUUAGAAUUCAAUCGAUUGUGCAUCAGCCUCCAACGUCGUACUGAUGAUUGCAUCUCAAAAGCCGAAUCCGGAGACCGGAGUAUUGACACCCUGUCGCUGCAAUGGGAGGACAUCGUCGAAAACUUGGAAUCAUCUACCAUCCACGAUGUUGUAAGCUCUCAUCCAGUAGUGCUGGAAGCCGAGAUGCCGCAUUCUCCACCAUGGGCAGAGUACGCGGCGCAUGCCAGCAUCGGAGGAUCCGGAGCGCGUGUAGCGCCAGGCAGUUCAGGAAGUGAGAUGGGUAGUCGUGAGCGCAAAGAGAGGCAGAGUUUCUGGGAAAGCACGUUUGGGAAGGACAGCAAAUAUCAGAGGCCUUACGAACCGGUGGAUGAACAUGAAACUCCGGGGAGACCGCCAGGAAGUCGGAAUGGGAAGCAGCCGAUGAGUUUUCUCAGUGGGUUACGGAGAAAGGGAAAGGGGGGUGGCGAGGGAUCUGUGAGUACCAGCACAACUACGAGUCCUACUGUUGGUAGCUUGGAUAAGGAGACUCCAUGGUCUGGGGGGAUGAUUUGA
Hyaloscypha bicolor E is the source of this 3765-nucleotide messenger RNA. RefSeq lists its product as uncharacterized. The coding region runs from base 1 to 3765 and encodes 1254 amino acids. Gene Ontology annotation, biological process: regulation of GTPase activity. The transcript has a single exon. The record is from RefSeq and is a predicted model, not a curated record. NCBI's taxonomy places the organism in Eukaryota, Fungi, Ascomycota, Leotiomycetes, Helotiales, Hyaloscyphaceae.